Molecule: messenger RNA, 819 nt
Organism: Durusdinium trenchii
Lineage: Eukaryota; Dinophyceae; Suessiales; Symbiodiniaceae
Source: the annotation of a GenBank genome assembly
AUGGAAACACACCGGCAUUUUUUAGUCAGUGUUAUUUCCUCCUUUGGCCAAGUGAGGAUCAUGUACUACAGCUCUGUAAAAGUUGUGUCGUGGGUGACGAAAGACUUUGAGCACGAAGUGUUGGGUAGGGCCUCCUCAGCUGAGUUGACAUGUCGCGCUGCCAAGCUGAGUGGGCUUUGUAAAUUGACCGUGCUCAUGAUGAGCUACUGGAUAGUCGUAUGUGUCAGUGUGGUUUCUGCACUUUGUUUAACCAUUGUCGCAGGCAGUCAACAAAAUAUGUGGCAGUGCAUUUCUUUGGCUGCAACGCUGUGGCUUCCAGGCUUUGUGUGGACAUACAGGUAUCAUUGCUUCCUUUUGGGAAGAAAAUGUGUUGGUAUUGGUGCUAUCCUGGGGCUUCCCGUUUGCGUGCUCAGCUGGUGUUGCGGUGUGAUUUGGCUCUGGGCGCCAGCUGCAGUGAUGCUUUGGAGUGUACUUUUUCCUUUGGCCCCCUCCUGCAAGCUCAUGUGUUUGCUUCUGCGAGUGAGCGGCUGCCAUUCUUGGGAUCCACCCUAUCCCAUCCAGACUCAGUCCUUCACACUCUACGAGAUCUACGCACGUGAUCUUCAAAUGUGGGGUGACGCUCCACGAGUCCUGUUGGUGAUCGGAAUGCACAUCAGUAGCUUUCCACCUUCAAAUGACACUUGGUCGUUCUUAGACGUGACUGUCAUCUCAAGUUCUUUGCUGUCCCUUGUGUUCUCACUGGUCCCUUUUCGAAGAAGAUUGAGAAGGGAGACCUGGCAGUAUUUUGAUGAGACCAUCAUGGAACUGGUGUCAGACUAA